CUGACAGUUAUAAAAAAUAACAUAACCCUAGCUUAAUACAUUUAGAAGAAACAAGGAAAAGCGGUGUCAUCUUUGUCAGCAUUUUAUAUUGUUAUUUUCCAAUUAUUAAAUUAAUAUAAUGAGUUCAAUUGGUACUGGGUAUGAUUUAUCAGCCUCCCAAUUUUCACCAGAUGGAAGAGUGUUUCAAGUUGAUUAUGCGUCGAAAGCUGUUGAAAAGAGCGGAACUGUGAUUGGACUGCGUGGUAAAGAUGGAGUAGUUUUAGCCGUCGAAAAGAUUGUUACAAGUUCUCUAUAUGAAGAGAGUGCGGGAGCUCGUAUAUACACAAUCGAUAAAAAUAUAGGACUUGUUUUAGCUGGUUUACUAGCUGAUGGCCGUUAUAUUGUGCAAGUUGCUAGGAACGAGGCUCAAAAUUAUAGAACUCAGUUUGAAAGAACAAUUCCAUUGAAAACCUUAAAUGAAAGAUUAUCUGCCUAUAUUCAUGCAUACACUUUGUACAGUGCUGUAAGACCAUUUGGUGUAUCUAUAAUAUUAUCUUCUUGGGAUGAAGAUGUUGGUCCACAGCUAUAUAAGAUUGAACCUUCUGGCUCCUCAUUUGGAUAUUAUGGAUGUGCUAGCGGAAAGGCAAAACAACAAGCAAAAACAGAAAUCGAAAAAUUGAACAUAAAAGAUAUGACAACCGAAGAAUUGAUCAAAAACGCUGGAAAAAUAAUUUAUUCAGUUCAUGAUGAACUUAAAGACAAAGAUUUUCGUUUAGAAUUGAGUUUAGUAGGUAAAGAAACAAACGGAAUGCAUAAGAUAAGUCCAGUUCCAUGGUACGAUAUGGCAGUUGAAGCCGGACAAGCUGCUAAACGUGAGGAUGAUAGUGAUAAUGAAAUUUAAAAAAUUCAAAAACUUUUUAUAAAAUAAAACAAAAAUUUUAAUAAUAAUUAUAUGAGAAAUUUAAA
Messenger RNA from Condylostylus longicornis, 945 nucleotides. RefSeq names its product proteasome subunit alpha type-3 (gene Prosalpha7). Gene Ontology annotation, biological process: ubiquitin-dependent protein catabolic process. The record is from RefSeq and is a predicted model, not a curated record. Gene Ontology annotation, cellular component: proteasome core complex, alpha-subunit complex; synapse; nucleus. The transcript has 4 exons. NCBI's taxonomy places the organism in Eukaryota, Metazoa, Arthropoda, Insecta, Diptera, Dolichopodidae. The coding region runs from base 119 to 880 and encodes 253 amino acids.